This is a messenger RNA of Cetraspora pellucida, 1349 nucleotides long. NCBI's taxonomy places the organism in Eukaryota, Fungi, Glomeromycota, Glomeromycetes, Diversisporales, Gigasporaceae. The record is from the annotation of a GenBank genome assembly.
GAAAAAUUACAUCGAAAAGUGGCAUAUCUUUAGAGGGUGGAAGCAUGGGUGUAAGUAAUAAACUGAGAUUGAUAUUUACAAAUUUUUAUUUCAACGGUAGUUCAAUCAAAUCUUUAAUAGGAAAUUUGGAAGUUGUUAAAGGGCGACUUUUAAAACCAAAAGAUUCAAGCAUGUCUUCGCAUGGUUAUAAUCCACCAUCAAAUGUACGUGAAGCCACAUUACCUGAAGAUUCAAUAAACGAAACCACACUAUUAGAUGAAUCAGAAAAUAAUACCAUUGACCCCCUUUUUUCUGAGAUCACCGCCUAUUUUGUUGACCGUGGCUUUCAAGAAAGUCUUGUUAGAUCCUUUCUAGAGGGGGAGGUUCAUCUUGACAUCAGGACGAAUGCGGAACUUAUGUUCGAUUUUCUAGAAGAACGCCAGCGGUUGGAUCCAACAAUUUUCGUUGGCAUCGAGGGAAGUGGUGUAAGUGGUAUAGCAUCAGGUGAAGAUAAAAGAUUACUUGUGAAGUGGGGUCUUACAGAGGAAGCCGCAAGCGAACUCCGUAACAGUGUGUGUGAUGAUAUCAUCUGGUCUAAGCAGAUUUUGUAUCAUUGGUUAUUUGAAUGGAUUCACAAUCUGUGGGGUUCCUUCUCUCAGUUGAGUUUCGAAGAUAUUUUCUAUGAUACACAAUUUCCACGCAACCAGUGGAUCAAUUAUGAUAGAAAGGAUGGGCCACAAAUGUUUGCCUCGUCAUAUGAAGAUAUCGCUACUGGAAUAGAUGACUUUUUAAGUAGCAAUACGAAAAUUGCUGAUGCUAAUGCGAUGUGUAGUACCUACCGUGCUUUCUUUCACGCAACGAAUCAACAAAGCGCCCAAGCUAUUAGUAAGAAUGGAAUCAUGCUUACAUAUUGCAAACGUGAUCUCGAUUUCGGGUCCUAUCCUAGCUUUUACCUAAACCCAUCUAUUGAUCAUGCAAUAGAUUGGAUUAAGAACCGUAGGGGAUUUACCGGAAUUGUUGUGUAUUGGGUCAAUAUGGACAGAAUAAAAAGCAUGGAGUAUCGGGAUCUAGUUUCGGAAGGUGAAGAUUUGUGGAAGAGAGUGGUGGUUGCGUCAAGAUGUGGACAGAAAUCAGCAGUGGACGAUGACGAUUUUGUCUACGGGUACCAGUUAUCGAACCCAAGGGAAGUUCUCUCUAAAUGGGCGAAUUAUGGCGGAGAUGAUGUUGAGGGUUCAUGGCAGAAUGCCGUUCCCCAUGCUCGAUGGUUUGAACCCAUUCGCCAUCUUCAGCUUGCUACUAAGACUCGUAGGGCGGUAGAUCUUAUGGACAGCUAUUGUGUUGGCGUUAUUUAUUUCCAUACAAAACCGUGA